AUGGAAGUAGAAAACAACGGAACUACCACCAUAAAUGCUUCAGUUACUGAAGCGUACGUUGCUUCUGCUUAUAAUCUGAAUCAAGAAGAUAGUAACUGGAUUGUGACGAAUUCCUUCAUAAUCUUUACUAUGCAAACGGGUUUCGGUAUGUUAGAGUCUGGAUGUGUCUCCUUAAAGAAUGAAGUUAACAUUAUGAUGAAGAAUGUGGUAGAUAUAGUACUCGGUGGUUUAACUUAUUGGGCAUUUGGUUUUGCAAUGAGCUUUGGAUCAGACAGGCUGAAUAAUCCUUUCAUCGGUAUGGGAGAAUUUUUAAUGGAUCCUUCGUUAGACGAUAAAUUUAUGGGACCAAAAUGUGCCGCAUUUUUGUUCCAAUUAAGCUUCGCUACUACUUCAACGACGAUUGUUAGCGGUGCCAUGGCAGAACGAUGCAAUUUCAAAGCAUAUUGUCUAUUUUCAUUCUUAAACACAAUCGUGUAUUGCGUACCAGCAGGAUGGAUAUGGGGUGAUCAAGGUUUCUUAAAAAAUAUGGGUGCUGUUGACAUUGCUGGUUCAGGAGUAGUGCAUCUUGUUGGUGGUACCUCUGCACUUGCAUGUGCCAUUAUGUUGGGACCAAGACUAGGCAGAUAUGAUAAUGGAAUUGACCCACUACCUCUUGGAAGUCCAGUCAAUGCUAUUAUGGGCUUAUUUGUACUUUGGUGGGGUUGGUUAGCUUUCAACAGUGGUAGUACAUAUGGUAUCAGUGGUCAAAGAUGGCAAUAUGCUGCUAGAGCAGCAGUUUCUACAAUGCUAGCAAGUAUGGGGGGUGGUUUAAUUGGACUAGGUUUCAGCCUAAAUAAUCGAAAUGGAAUUGAUAUUCUAAGUCAAAUAAAUGGUAUUCUUGGUGCAUUGGUUGCAAUUACAGGUGGUUGUUUUCUUUUCAGAGCCUGGGAGGCCAUAACUGUUGGAAUGAUCGGUGCUUCUAUUACAUGUUUUGCAAUGCCAAUGUUAGAUAAGAUGCAUAUUGAUGAUCCUGUUGGAGCCAGUGCAACACAUGGUGCAAGUGGAAUUUGGGGUAUUAUUGCCAUUGGUUUAUUUGCAGACAAUCCACAUCCCCUUAAUACCACCAGUGGAAGAAAAGGAUUAUUCAAGGGAGGAGGAUGGUAUUUGUUAGGUGUGCAAUGUUUUGUAGUUGUAUGCCUAGCAGUUUGGAGUUUUACAACAUCUAUUACUUUAUUAUGGGUCAUAAAUAAAAUUAUACCAAUUAGAAUGAGCGUUCACGAUGAGCUUCUUGGCGCUGAUCUGGUGGAACAUCGAAUACGACAUAUGCAGAUUGGAGUAAGUAGAGCCAUGUCUGCUCUUUGUCCAGUUUCGCAAGAACACGAAUUAGCAAAGGUGCAUCCUGUGGGAAUAAAUCCUGGUCACGAUUCCUACGUUGAAAAAUACUGUCGUAAAAAUUACUUGAAGCACGGAAAAAAGUUUACUCUCGGUACGAAGCUAUCAAGGAGUCCUCAAAUGAAUACAAUUACCGACGCUGUACUAACCGGUAGAAGUAAGCCAAAUUUCGCCUGGCUGGAAUAG
Messenger RNA from Habropoda laboriosa, 1557 nucleotides. It is a transcript of the gene Amt, whose product is annotated as putative ammonium transporter 3. Lineage: Eukaryota; Metazoa; Arthropoda; Insecta; Hymenoptera; Apidae. The record is from RefSeq and is a predicted model, not a curated record. Gene Ontology annotation, biological process: ammonium homeostasis; ammonium transmembrane transport. The transcript is spliced from 11 exons. Gene Ontology annotation, molecular function: ammonium channel activity. Gene Ontology annotation, cellular component: membrane. The coding region runs from base 1 to 1557 and encodes 518 amino acids.